AUGGGGGAGUAUGACCCUCGACAGUUGUACACAUUUUACGUUACGUAUGGGACGUUCCAAGAUUACGCGUUCCGCGAGUUCAAAAAGCCCUCCUUGACGAUUGAAAUUUUCGGCAGUGCAUUUAACGCGAGCGCGUCGACCAUCCCGGUACGCGGCCUCGAACUGUACAAAGGCAUCAACCAAUUUGCCAAGGAAGUCACCGUGUUCAAUGGCGGAGACGUCAAGCCCAUCAAGCCGUCGUCUGGCGAGUAG
This is a messenger RNA of Aphanomyces astaci, 252 nucleotides long. RefSeq lists its product as hypothetical. NCBI's taxonomy places the organism in Eukaryota, Oomycota, Saprolegniomycetes, Saprolegniales, Verrucalvaceae. Bases 1 to 252 code for a protein of 83 amino acids. The transcript has a single exon. The record is from RefSeq and is a predicted model, not a curated record.